This is a messenger RNA of Penicillium lagena, 1278 nucleotides long. RefSeq lists its product as uncharacterized. Lineage: Eukaryota; Fungi; Ascomycota; Eurotiomycetes; Eurotiales; Aspergillaceae. The record is from RefSeq and is a predicted model, not a curated record. The transcript has a single exon. Bases 1 to 1278 code for a protein of 425 amino acids.
AUGGACCCGGAGAUCUUGGUCCAUGUCGCUGCACCUAGUGCCAGCACCGACGACGCUCGCUAUCGUGCCCAAGUCGCGGCCAUCCUGCACUUCCAGAGGGCGUCGCGACAGCCGGUGUGGCUGGGGUUCGACAGCGACAGUCCCGACGAGCGGGAUGAUCGUCAACGCCAUGACAAACACCUCCACUCCUCUACAGAGGUCAUCUCCGUCCCGUCCUCAUUGCUCAGCCAGCCUCAGAGGGCACGAUCAUCAGGGCCCAGCGAAUGCAGGCGUGCCGUUUCCCCAUACAUCGGCCGGAGUGGCCGUGUCACUCAGCCACAGGCCCGUCUUUCUGAUGCAUCCACUCAAGAUGGCCAUACAUCAGACCCCCGCGAAGGUGUCCAGAACCGUCGAGAAUCAUUGGAGAGCCUCAUCAGUGUCAUCCCUGACUCUCAGCCAGAGAUCCUGGCCGAGUCGGAUUCCGCCGCACGCCUGCACUCAGCACCCUCUUCACAAAGCAGCGCGGAUCUCCCCGCGCUCAAACGCCGUCGUAUACAGCCAUCGUCCCCAGCCCAGCUGUCAGUCAAGGCCAUCGCACCUCCCAGAGCUAGCUCGCCGGUAUUUAAGCAGUCUACCGGCAAGCAACCAGCAGGCCAGAGACACAAUGGCAUCCCAACCCAGUCCCUCGCAGAUAGGGCGACAUAUACCAACCUCACGACUCUCCCACUAGAAAUCCACCCCCCACCACCCCCAAUUUCCAACACCCACUUCACAACCCACAUAACACCAACCCUCUCCAUGCUAGCAGAGCGCCUCAAGCCAUCCCGCACUUACAAGCCCGUUCAGCAAGCGCGGGAUCUAGAGAAACUAGAACGAGGACAUUGGGUGGUUCACAUCAACAUCCUCGAUCCACCAGAAGAACAGCAAGGCCAGCAACAGCAACAGCAAAACCCCGAUCCCACACGGAAGUCGUCUGCACAUCGACAUGACUGGGACGCUGCGCUCUUCCAUCGCUUCUGGACAUUCCUCUCCGACUUCGUUGCGAGAGAUGCGCGUGCAGGCUGGGGGGUGUGGUGUAUCCUGGAGAAGGCAGAGAAAGAUACACAUCCAUCCCUCCGGUCUGGAGGAGAUGUUGCGUCUGCGUUGUCAAUGACGCCGGUCUCACUGAAGGUGUACGCAUGGGGCGAGGUCGCGGUGCAUGUUUACCUCCUCCUGUUCCUGGCGAGUGAGCGACGCAUUCGGGGGAUGGGUGCGCAGUGGAGGGAUGCCCGUGGAGAGGUGAUUAUUGAAUUGCCGUGA